Molecule: messenger RNA, 1280 nt
Organism: Cryptomeria japonica (Japanese cedar)
Lineage: Eukaryota; Viridiplantae; Streptophyta; Pinopsida; Cupressales; Cupressaceae
Product: vacuolar protein sorting-associated protein 28 homolog 1
Exons: 1
Coding region: 479-1123 (214 amino acids)
Biological process (GO): protein transport to vacuole involved in ubiquitin-dependent protein catabolic process via the multivesicular body sorting pathway
Cellular component (GO): ESCRT I complex
Molecular function (GO): protein-containing complex binding
Source: RefSeq, a predicted model, not a curated record
UAUGUCUUGGAAGCUACAUCGCCUUCCAGCCUCGUUUUUCCAGAUUCCUUUUUUAAAAUGAAGAGUUUUAUUGCAAAUCCAGAUUUGAAAGCGUUGAGCCGAUUUUCUAUUAUAUUAUUUUAAAGAGAUAUAUUAUUGCAAUUGAUAAAUCGUUGCCUUGAAGUAAGGUAUCUUAAUCGAUAGAUUUUUAAAUGCUUUACCAAAUCUACAGCAGGUUGGCUUUUGAUUUAUCUUGAUUUUCUUCAAUCCACGUCGACAGUCCGAUAAUAUUCAUCCGAGCCCAAAAAUUUAAUUUCAAGAACAUCGAAGUCUUAGUUUUUUGGUUUUUUUUCCCUGUACAUCUACUUGAAUCAAGAUCAAGAGCAAUCUAGGUCGUAAACGGAGAAUUUCGGGUCAAUAGCAUUAGCUUCCACUGUUAUUGUUUGCUUUAGGUUUUCAUAUAAAUAUAUUUAUCUGGCGGGGGAGGCUGAAGGGAUUGAUGGCCAGUGACAUGUUAAAGGAAGUGAGAUUAUGGAACGACAAACGUGAACGCGAAAUGUACGACAAUUUCGCAGACCUCUUUGCCAUAAUCCGAACCAUGGAGAAACUGGAAAAAGCCUAUGUUCGCGACGUGAUUUCCCCAAAAGAUUACGAACCAGAAUGUUCAAAAUUAAUAGCUCAAUUCAAAACCCUGAGCACAUCCUUAAAAGACACGGUACCCAGCGUGGAAAGAUUCAUGGAGACAUACAAAAUGGACUGCCCGGCUGCCGUAAAUCGGCUGCUAGUUUCGGGGAUUCCGGCCACUGUGGAACACAAGGCGCAAUCCUCUGACAUGGGCAUGGGCACCGCCGUGGCCGUGGCGGAAUGCGUGCAGCAUUUUAUCACUGCAAUGGAUUCAUUGAAGCUCAACAUGGUGGCAGUUGAUCAGGUUCAUCCCCCGCUUAAUGACAUAUUAAUGGCGCUCUCUAGGGUUCCUCAGCUCUCUCCCGACUUUGAGGGGAAAGUGAAGAUGAGGGACUGGAUUUCCAGGUUGAAUAAGAUGACUGCUGCAGAUGAGCUUACCGAGCAGCAGGCCCGGCAGUUGCUCUUUGAUUUGGAAACAUCUUAUAACGCAUUCAUCAAUGCUUUGCCUAAAUCAUCUUGAUUGUACCAGUCUGUAAGUUUUACAUGUAUUUGAGCAUUAUCUAGAUAUGAAGUUUGAUAGACGACAACUUUAAUAGCAGGAUUUCUACUAUAUCAGAUUUCAUUCUGUAUUGAAUUUUCUUGGUCCUUUGUUAAUGCAAUUUGUUAUUUCUUGUUCC